Oppiella nova is the source of this 266-nucleotide messenger RNA. The record is from the annotation of a GenBank genome assembly. NCBI's taxonomy places the organism in Eukaryota, Metazoa, Arthropoda, Arachnida, Sarcoptiformes, Oppiidae.
AGUCAUUAAAAGAGGAGUUGUUUUGCAUUUGUCUGCAAAACAAACACUGGUUUUGAGUGGAAAUGCGUUUCGCGUUAAUUUUGUGCGUCUUUUGCGGGCUUUUCGGGCAACUGUUGGGCAAAGACUGGGAAUCGGAGGAAAAGCUCCGCGAAUACAGAGAUCUAAUGACAAAUGCCUUUCAAUGCGUUAACGAAGAGUUUUUGGAUCCGAAGAAAGUUAUGAAAGAAUUAUUCGUGAGUUUUGUCGACAAAAAAACGCAGAAUUAA